Molecule: messenger RNA, 3148 nt
Organism: Porites evermanni
Lineage: Eukaryota; Metazoa; Cnidaria; Anthozoa; Scleractinia; Poritidae
Source: the annotation of a GenBank genome assembly
AUGGAAAUUGUCACUGCUACUGGUCAGCGGAUAGUUGCAUCUUCGCAAGAGCACAGACAUCUCUUCUGGGUAUUGAGAGGAGCUGGGCAAGUGGGAUAUGGCGUGGUUACGAAGCUACAAGUCAAAUUACAUACCUUGCAAGAACAAUACGUGGGAGGUGAGGGACCUUUUUACUUAGAAGCAUUUUUGGGAUCGAUUAAAAAAAUCAUUUGAAACUUGUAACUUGACGUUGGACUCUUGCCUUAUUGUUAUGAAUAUUGAACUCUGUUGGACGAUUCAAGCCUGAUUUCUAUUAUGUUCGCUACAAUCGCUUAAGACUCGCUCUGGAGUAUAUAACCGAAAUUAGAGGACAUCUGGAAAACAAGGCUUUAAAACUGACCUUUGAAAAUAAAGCCCGUCUCCGGAACGUUAUCGCUGCUAUGGCUGAACUUAUUUUCAGGCAUCCUAGCGGUCACAUAAAACCAGGAUUUAUUGACAUAUUUCGUGCGAAAGCUUCUGAACAGAAGGUCGAUCAGGUUUACGCUCAUACUGUAACAGUUUUUAAAAUUGAAUUGAUUGCUAUAUGAAGGAAAUGUGAUAUAGGUGCAGUAGUUUAUAUGUUGACUGUUAAAGUGUUAUUUAGGUAAACUGCAUACGAAGAGGAGGCCCACUAGGCGGGAGUUUAGUUCUGGUUCCUGUAACAUAGCAUCUACGAGUAUUCUUUGCCGUGUUUCCCUCUGAAACUGAGAGAUGCUGGCAGUAUGUCUCCGGUCUCCAUUUAAUGUACACAUAGGUAAAAAGAGACAAUUAGUGGAGCCAUAUCUAAUCGGUGACAUUUCCUGUCCAGUAUGUUGCCCAGUAUCCGGACGGUAUCAGUAUCCGGACACUUGAAACAAAAACUCAAUUUUUGAGGCGCCCUUUUCAGUUCUCGAUAAACGAAGUAUUUCGAAUGAAAGCUGAACAUUUCAGCUUUAAGAUGAAAGUUUUGGCGAUUUGAAAGCUUGCGAAACAGUCGCAGAAGACGCCGUUCUGUUCAGGUGAGCAAACUUUUCAUGGCUAAUAUUUACGCUGUUUACUGCGCAGUAAAAUUAGUGCUGCUCAGAAAAGGGAGGGUAAUGUGUGAUAUUUUCAAAGAAACUGUUUUAUUUUUAAAGUGAAGAUUCUUAAGGAAGUCAGGUUUUCAGAAAGUUUAUUAAUUCUUCUUGAAAUUCGAUUUGUUUGGAAUAACGGAGGCCAGAAACAUUCACUAAGUUUUGAUGUCAUGUGCCCAGUAUCCGGACAGUUUUUUCUUUGCUGAACAGAAUCGAUGAAUUAGCUGUGUACAUUAUCCAGUUAAGAUUUAUUUCAUAUCAGUAACUAUAAUUAAAGCUUAGGAUAUAUGAUAUAGUCGUAAAAUGUAAUUCUACUCAACUCCGUAUGGAAAUUUUCUUCACUCAUUCACAGGCGACUUGAUUUCGUGUGCACGGCUUGUUUCGCGUGACUGCAUUUUCUAUAUAUAACUGAAAGCGUCUGAGUUGAACCUGGAAUUCUCGUACUUUCCCCAGUUGUGACUGCUAGAAUGGGGUUGCAACGGUCUGAAAAAUGUCACAAAGGGAUUAAGAGAUGUGAAAGAAGGAGGAAUUAGUGCUGGAAAAGCAGGCUUAUUGUGGGGACUAAGCAUGAAGAAAUCAACACUGCAGGUCAGACUGAAUAGGAGAGUGACCUUUGACCGUCGGAUUGAGGUCCCUUCCACAAGCUUUUUUUAACAUAAAAAAUGAGGAAAGAAAGUAGUUUGCAGAUUGGCUAAUUGAGCUUGCAAACUGCCGCUUCGGCAUGUCCACGGAUGCCUUCCUUAAAUCAGUGAAAAAGUUCCUAGACAAGGAAGUAAGAAUCACACAAUUUUUAAGACAGCCGCUCGCGUUCCCCACCAUACCCCUGUGAUUUGUUAUGUUUUAUUUCACGAUGCUAGGUUAUAUUUUUGGAAUCGAUUGCCAGACUACUUUGCAAGUGCAAGAGAAGCUUAUCAGUCGCUUGCCUGUCGAAAUUUAUGUACAAUUACGUUGUUAUUGUUGUGUCCGUAUACUGGGCAACAUAGGAGCUCUGCAAAAGUAUUAAUUUCGCGACGGAAACAAAGGCGAAAAAGUUAAACUGUCUUUCGUCAUAUUAAGGACUAGAUAGAUUUUCUCUGGGCCAAAUUUCAGAGCUCUUGCGAUUAACAAAGGAAAGUUAUUGCAAUCUAAAACUGAAGUGUCCGGAUAUCUUGGUGCAAAGAUUAAGACGUGAAUUCACUUCAACGGCUUAUGCAGUGAAGCUUUUUAACUAAAUAGAACUAAAUGGUAACGGACUUCACGGACAUGAGAUAAGGAGCUGAUGGGUGAUUUCAGAAAAAAAAUAUCCUGUGGACUGAUUUCGAGGGGAAAAAAUUUAUUGCAAGGAAAUACAUGGCGAAAAAAAAUAUCUUUCAUGGCCUAUAAUGCUGAAAAACAAUUCUUACACCGUUGUACUUCAGGAAACAAAUUAUAUCACUACCGGAGGUUUGGGUGGAAAACAUUCUUUCCCGGACCAAAUCACCCAUUCCACCCCCCCUCCCCCUCAAAAGUCAAAUGGUCGGCCCCUAACUGCUACAUGCUGCUCCAAUGACGUAAUUGUCCAGUUUAACUUAUCAUUGCAUUAUAUUGUGUAAAACUUUUGAAAUUUUUAUCUCGUUUAUCAUUUUACAUUUGGGUGACUUCAUAAAUGAUGAUACGUUGUCUUCUUUCUCUUACCAUGCAGGUCAUUCAUGUCAUCAUCAGCCAAUUGGAAGAAGCUCCAGUUUCUUCUAACCCACACACUAUCGGCCUCGAGCUCUUGGGCGGAGUAAUCAACCGUAAGUCACGUGAUUCCUGCGCCUACGUGCACAGAGAUGCACUUUAUUUGUUCAGUGUGCAGGCCGUGUGGACGCCUGAAGACGUUAACUGAAGACGAGGCUAAAGGUAAUGCGCAUGCGUGCAGGCGGUGGGCAGAAGAGACGGCCCGGUCAUUACUGCCUCAAUCACUUAGCUCAUAUCAGAAUUAUGCUGACUGUGGAGAAAAAAAUAGGGCACAACGCCUGGAAAACUAUUUUGGCAAGGCAAAUAUCCAGAGGUUGAAGGAACUGAAAGAGGAGUAUGAUCCGCUUGGCACAUUCACCAGAGAACAUUUCAGACUUUGA